AGAGCUUCGUGUAGUCGUCAUUGAAUGGUGCUACGUCCACCUCAUUCCGAAAGUGGCGAACACCACAUCAGCAUCACGGCCAGCUGCUCGCGACAUCGAGGCCUUCAACUUUUUCGAACGAGAAACCUCCACAGUUUGUUGUUGAAGUGAAAUUUUUCCGUGAUACCGUCCGAGAAAUCCAUCAGUGACAUAUCUAGUGCCCAGGGAGACACGAAUAUUCAACCAUGGUAACUUCGAACGAGUCCUCGGUCGCGAAUCAGACACCCGGGGUAACAGGAGUAUCAGCGCUCAGCGCGCGAUGGGCUAAACUCCGAGCGGAUCCGGCGCUACAGAGAUCGGCCGCUCUCAGAGCACGAUUAGCGCGACGGGAGCGACGCAAUCGUCAGAGGAUCCUCCGCCUCCAGGAGUUCCAUCGACUUCGGUCCAUGGUACCCACGAUCGCGCAGACGCCCAACGUCGAUAAGGUGACCGUGAUCGAGGAAGCUAUCAAAUACAUUGACCACCUGCACGAGGCCCUGCGGAAUAAGUUUACUGAACGUGGUUUGCCCCCGUCUCUGCAAGGAAUGCCGAUUGACCUCGAGACAACUGACAUGCGUGAUGUGGUCAGACUUCUAGCGAACAACACCGAAAUCCGAUCGACCGGACGACCUCUGUCUCUGCCUCCUCCGGCGGAUUCAAUCCCGCAUCCCUGUGAGCGUCAACGGAACGUGCCCUCUUACCUCCUGAAGGCGAAAUCACUGAGGAAGCAAGAUAGAUAAAUAAACCAAUCUAGCUCCAAGUGCAAUACAUUCCAUAAAUGUACAUACAUAUACUGAGAUAAUGGCAUGAGAUAAAAGACCCAAAAACACGCAAUCCUAGUUUGUGAAAUCGUGCUUUCACUAGGGAACACGUAAACCAAUUUUAAGGAAUAAAUAUUGAUCAAUUCAAUUUUGA
Messenger RNA from Galendromus occidentalis (western predatory mite), 933 nucleotides. RefSeq lists its product as uncharacterized. NCBI's taxonomy places the organism in Eukaryota, Metazoa, Arthropoda, Arachnida, Mesostigmata, Phytoseiidae. The transcript has 4 exons. Bases 225 to 758 code for a protein of 177 amino acids. The record is from RefSeq and is a predicted model, not a curated record. Gene Ontology annotation, molecular function: protein dimerization activity.